GAAUUUGGCAACACUGAUCGAUUACUCCCGAAGCUGAGCAGAAAUAGAGCUACGAUGUCUGGCCCAGCGAGGUUGAUUUUAAGAAAUUUAAGCCGUUUAAAUGGAGUGUUAUACAAGGAGCAGAGCCGUGGUGUUGUAAGACUCGUAAUCAGUUCACAAGUAAGACUCAUGUCAUCUACCAAGAAAGAUUUCAAGAGCAUGACUGCCCAAGAUUGGCAGAAGGAAUUAUCUCCAGAACAGUAUUAUGUUGCAAGGGAGGGAGGAACUGAGCCUCCAUUUAGUGGAGCAUAUUACAACCACUUUGCUGAGGGUGUCUACAAGUGUGUGUGCUGUGGUACAGAAUUAUUUAGCUCAAAACACAAAUUUGAAUCGGGUUGUGGUUGGCCUUCAUUCCAUACUGCUGAAGGAGAUGCAGGAGACAAGGAAGCCAGCACUAGUCGUAUAGAGACGCGCACUGACAUGGCCUACAUGAUGGUGCGAACAGAGGUUUUGUGCAAGAACUGUGAAGCCCACCUAGGCCACGUGUUUAAGGAUGGACCUGAACCAACUGGACUACGUUACUGUAUUAAUUCUGCAUCUCUGAAGUUUGCCACUAAGAAGGUUAAGUAAAUUUAAAGUAUUUUUACUCCUCACAAGAAUUGAGAAUGAAAAGUUUACUAUUUUCUUAUUUUUGUGUGACUACUGUAGGUUCAUUUGGUGUUGAUAUUGUGGUUUUAACAUUUUUCGGGGACAUGUUGGAUAUUUUAUUAUACCUCUGAUUGAUUUUUAUUGUACUUAAGUAUUUUCUAUUUAUCCACAAACUUAAAUUGAGAUUCUUUCAUGGAUUGUGGAGGGGACUGUUAAUUUCAUAUUCAGAUUCCUGAUUAUAGAAUAUUUCUGUAUCCUGCUUUGCGUAUUCUUUUAACAGUAGAAAGAACUACUAUAUGUUUACAUAAAAUGUGUAUCUUAUAUGUAAAUUGUUAAAGAAAUAGAAACCUCACUUGAUAAGAAAAACUUGAAAAAGCAAAGAUUUACUAUGAAAAAACAAAGAUUUACUAUAUUAUUUCAUGUUAUGACAUCAUGUACUUUAAUAAUUUGUUUCAGUUAAUUUAGUUUAAACUAAAUGUGAAUGUAUUAAUUUGUUAGAGGUAUAUCUUAAUUGUUGUGAUAAGAUUGUUUUUACUAACAUGACAGUGGUAUGUAGUGAAGUACUGUAGUAUAUUAUAUGUGAUAGUCUGGUAGAUAUAUUUUUUUGGAAUAACAUGGUGGUGUACUAUCUAGUCUGGUACUUUUAUGGAAUAACAUGGUGGUGUACUAUCUAGUCUGGUACUUUUUUGGAAUAACAUGGUGGUGUACUAUCUAGUCUGGUACCAGUAUAGAGCAUUCACAGAAGCAGAAUUGUUGUAAUUUUAGAACAUGCAGUUUAAGUAAAAUUAUUCAGCUUGUAUGAAAAAACAAAAUGGCAUCCUAUGUUUAUUAAUAAAGUCAUGCCUUUAA
Messenger RNA from Macrobrachium nipponense, 1476 nucleotides. RefSeq names its product peptide methionine sulfoxide reductase MsrB-like. Gene Ontology annotation, molecular function: peptide-methionine (R)-S-oxide reductase activity. Lineage: Eukaryota; Metazoa; Arthropoda; Malacostraca; Decapoda; Palaemonidae. Bases 55 to 609 code for a protein of 184 amino acids. The transcript has 5 exons. The record is from RefSeq and is a predicted model, not a curated record. Gene Ontology annotation, cellular component: cytoplasm. Gene Ontology annotation, biological process: response to oxidative stress; protein repair.